Messenger RNA from Copidosoma floridanum, 2324 nucleotides. It is a transcript of the gene exd, whose product is annotated as PBX homeobox extradenticle. The record is from RefSeq and is a predicted model, not a curated record. Gene Ontology annotation, cellular component: nucleus. Gene Ontology annotation, biological process: regulation of DNA-templated transcription. NCBI's taxonomy places the organism in Eukaryota, Metazoa, Arthropoda, Insecta, Hymenoptera, Encyrtidae. Gene Ontology annotation, molecular function: DNA-binding transcription factor activity, RNA polymerase II-specific; DNA binding.
GGUGACGCGGUCAUCGGUGUUUCUCUUCGAGUUCGAGGUCGGCGAUAGUGGCGAGCUGUUGUUGUCCUGUGCCGCUGCAGCCACUGUUGCUGUAGAAGGUACUUUACCUAUAAGUACCAAAGUACUCCCGACCGACCUUGAAACUUUCAGUGUAUACGUAAAGUAGCGACAAUCCGUCGAAAGGAAUUGCGAAAAGUGCAAACAGAGUACCUUAUAAACGAGUUUCUACCAAUACUGUUGUAUAUACCUUUGCCUGUACUCUCUAUUUAUACGCAUCACAUACAAUACAAAGAAGUAUACGUUGUAUGUGGGUAGUGGUACGUACUACGUACGCGCGAGCCGCGAGUGUAAGCGAGGAAAAAAGCCUCUUCGUAUACUUGAGUUCUUGUAAAAUGUGUCCAUCAUAUACUUAAGAUCGUGCGCGAAUAAAAAUAUUUUAGCUCAGAAAAACGCGAGUAUCACGAGAGGAGCGCGUACUUAUAAUAUGUAUGUAUGUGUGUAUCCAAAAGCGGCCUGCCUGUAAGUUGCCUACCGUCAAAAACGAAGGGAUUAAUGCACUGUACGAAUUGUAGUGUGUGUAAAAGUAGUGUGUAGACUGUAGACCGUGUAGAGAACGAAGCCAAUCCUCUGGAGACGGAAACAAAGAGAGGAACAACAUCACCAUCGUCAGAGGCGCAUAACCUGAAAAUAGUGUUCCCUGGUGUGCGGUGUACACCUAGGUGGUAUACACAUAUACAUAUAUAGAUAUAUAUAUAUAUAGGUGGUGCACUGCGUUGUCAGCAUCAGCAGUAUAGCAGCAGAAGUAGUAGAGUGCGAGUGCUAAUUCCAGCGAGCGGACGCGGCGCGCGAGGAGUAGCGUCUCCCGUCGUGCGUAGCUGAACCCGCGCACAAAAACACACAGACUCGUCGUCCGGUUGAUGGAUGAUACUGGCAGGAUGCUACAACACGGUGGUUCAAACGUCGGUCUGAUGGGCGGUAAUCAGGGCCAGGGCGGCCAGAACAGCGGUGGCUACGGGAACAUGGGCCCGGUCGACGGCUCGGCGGGCCAGGGACCCGACCAGGCGAUCGAGGCGCGCAAGCAGGACAUUGGUGACAUACUCCAGCAGAUUAUGAACAUCACCGAUCAGAGCCUGGACGAAGCUCAGGCAAGAAAGCACACGUUGAACUGUCACAGAAUGAAGCCAGCUCUGUUUUCGGUGCUUUGCGAAAUCAAGGAAAAAACUGUUCUGUCGCUGAGGAACACGCAGGAGGAGGAGCCCCCGGAUCCGCAGCUCAUGAGGCUGGACAACAUGCUGAUAGCCGAGGGUGUCGCGGGCCCGGAGAAGGGAGGUGGCGCCGGAGCCGCGGCCUCGGCUUCGGCGGCCGCAGCGGCGGGACCACCGGGCCAACCCGACAACGCCAUCGAGCACUCGGACUACCGCGCCAAGCUCGCCCAAAUCCGACAGAUCUACCACCAGGAGCUGGAGAAGUACGAACAGGCCUGCAACGAGUUCACCACCCACGUGAUGAACCUGCUGAGGGAACAAAGUCGCACCCGGCCGAUCACGCCCAAGGAGAUCGAGAGAAUGGUACAGAUCAUCCACAAAAAGUUCUCCAGCAUCCAGAUGCAGCUUAAGCAAUCGACGUGCGAGGCCGUCAUGAUUUUGAGAAGUCGGUUCCUCGACGCAAGGCGCAAACGGAGAAACUUUAGCAAACAAGCAUCGGAGAUACUGAACGAAUACUUCUACUCGCACCUCAGCAAUCCGUACCCUAGUGAGGAAGCGAAGGAAGAGUUGGCCCGGAAGUGUGGCAUUACGGUCAGUCAGGUAUCGAACUGGUUCGGAAACAAGAGGAUACGUUACAAAAAGAACAUUGGUAAGGCACAGGAGGAGGCAAACUUGUACGCCGCCAAAAAGGCAGCCGGAGCAUCGCCGUACAGUAUGGGUGGCGCGAGCCAAGGCACCCCAACGCCGAUGAUGUCUCCGGCGCCGCCGGGCGCGCCCCAGGACAUGGCCGGCUACGGCAUGGGCAUCAACGGUAGCGAUUACGGCUCCCAGCCCUACAACGACGGCUCGAUGGGCUACGAUCCGAUGCACCAGGGCAAGGCAAUGGCCGGGGGAUGGAUGCAGCAGAGUCGCGAGCCAGUGCCCGAGUUUCCGGCGCUGCACGGCGAGUCCGCCGACUCAGAUUCCGAUCGGGAGAGCAACCACAAACCGCGCGUCUAAGGCAAGAUCAGAACAAACAAAUUAACGCGCGACUCGAACCAUUUGAGUAGGUAAAUAUACAUUGUGAGCGCAUUAUGACGUUAGACAGAGAUAACUACUUUUUUUUUUUUUUUUUUUUUU